This is a messenger RNA of Salpingoeca rosetta, 1956 nucleotides long. RefSeq lists its product as uncharacterized. Lineage: Eukaryota; Choanoflagellata; Craspedida; Salpingoecidae. Gene Ontology annotation, molecular function: DNA-binding transcription factor activity. The coding region runs from base 258 to 1385 and encodes 375 amino acids. The record is from RefSeq and is a predicted model, not a curated record. Gene Ontology annotation, biological process: regulation of DNA-templated transcription. The transcript is spliced from 3 exons.
UGUCGCAAUCCACCCAAAUUCACACAUUCUGCGUGUUGUGUCAUCAGCGCGAAGAUCGCUGCAACAACAACACCCAACAGCAGCAGCCACAGCACUUACGACACGAGCCAACGUUCACGCCCUCACGCAUUACCACCACCGCGCAGCAGCCACCGCGCAACCCCUUGCCAGCGAAGCAUCCAUUCUUCAAGCAUUACCUGCUUUGCCACCUUCACCUUCUCUUCUGAACAACAGCACUACAUACAAGCAGCAACAGCAUGUCAACGGCUGUCACCGUCACAACAACGACAGCGGCACCGUCUGCGUGUGAUUACGACACUGCGGGUGCCCUGCUUGAGAUGGCCAAGGUAGCACACCAGGCCCGUGUGGCACCUCAGGUUGGAACUGCGUCGACACCCCAACCACCCAAACACCACCACCACGCACCCGCGCCAGCCCAGGCGGUUCCUGUUGGCCUCGGACCAACCUCAACGAAGAUGAUGUCUUCCCUGCCGCCCCACCAGAACUUGGUGUCACAGCCUGGCUUCAUGGGCCAGGCCUAUCCCCCGCAUAUGGCCGCAGCUGGGCUUCAACUUGAUGCGCAGGCAGCGUCGUACCUUCACCAUCUCCAGUACCUGCACCACUGGCAAUCCAUGCAACAGCAGCAGCCACAGCCACAGCAGCAGCAGCAGCCACAGCCACAGCAGCAGCAGCCGUCGACCACCCCUGCUGAGACAAUGGCGUCCAAGUCGAGCAAACCGCACAAGCGCGAUGGCCGCCGUGCAAAGCGGGCGCCGCGGGCAGCGCGCGGUGCUUCAAAGCGUUCAAAUCGGAUGGCGACGACGGCAACAACAACAGCAACAACAACAACAGCCACCGUUGACGCCGGUACCGCCACUGCAUCCACUGCAGCAACGGCACCAAUGCCGGACCCUUGCGUUGAGGGCGUCAAGCCCAUCUCGAAUCCAUCAAACUCGCCCGGACCGUCCGUCUCCCCUGCAGAGCCCGCCACGCCAACCCAAGACGUGGCCACCUCUUCUGCCACCACCUCUGCAACACCACCCACGGGCAGCUCGUCCAAGGCGAAUCGAAGGCGUAAAACACAGGUGCCGUCACAUACGGCUGCAGAGGAGGCCUACCGCCUCAAGCGCGCGCGGAACAACGAGGCAGUGCGUAAAUGCCGGAUUAAGAAGAAGCAGGAGAUGGAAGAGCGAGAGCGUCUGCUCAAGCAGUACGAACAGAAGGUUGAGCUGUUGACGGCGCGGGUACGUCAGCUGGAACAGCAGCUGGACCAGCCUCGCGUGUGCCCCCAUUGUGGCACAUCGUCCAUAUGCGACGCAGCACAGCACUCAUCGCCCUCGUCUCCCGCCAGUUCAGGCGAUGGUCAAAGCGAGCAGCAGGCCUAACUGAUCCUCUUUUGUCUCCACACGAACUGCCGAUGAAGCCCAACAAAGGGAGAGACGCACGUGGGGAAGGGAUAUGCGUGAACGCGUCUCGCCCCAUCCCCGCCUCUUUCAUCUUUUCUCUCCUUCUGCUUCCUGCUUUGCUCCACCGCUUUCUCAACCGCUCUGCGUGCGUGAUUUGAUGUGUUGUGGCUUUAGUUGGCUGGUUGGUUGGUUGUUUGGUCCAUCACCAGCGCUGAUUUGAAAUGGGGUUCUCCAUUUUCAGCCAGUUUCUUCAGGCUUGCUCGUAUCAGCCCUGGCCGCCUCGGCUUCCUUCUCGCCUCUCGCCAUCUUGAGUUCUUCCUUGCACUUGUGCUGUUGCUGCUGCUUCUUGUUGUCCUUGCAUAUCCUGACCGCACUUUCGUGCGUGUGCGUAUUUGCCCUCUCCCAGCGCCCCUUUCUGCUUUCAUGCUAGCAACACCCUCUGUCUAAACAAUCCAGAUGAGCGGAACACGUGAUGGUGAACGAUUUGACACAGAAAACGGUUAACGUCGAGCAGACACCCCCACGAGAUGACAAAGGAAUACAAGUCACC